AUGUCUGCCGCGGGCCCUGCGAGCCCCCAGGGGAACAGUCGGCCUAGCUGGCAAAAGCAGUUAGAGGACCAUUGCAAAGAGUUUAGCCUGGCAGCCCCCGUCUUCAAUAUCGUGUCUGAUCGCCGAGGAGGUAGAACCGCCUGGUCCAGCACCGUCACCGUCGCUGGCCGAAGCAUUGCCGCGCGAUACUGGUACGACGGCCAGUACAUCAACAACGCCAAAGAAGACGCUGCCGAGGUUGCCCUGAUGCAAUUGAAAGCCCAGACGCUCUCGUCGACGACCUAUCCGGGACAGUUCCAUGGCUGA
This is a messenger RNA of Talaromyces proteolyticus, 306 nucleotides long. RefSeq lists its product as uncharacterized. Bases 1 to 306 code for a protein of 101 amino acids. The record is from RefSeq and is a predicted model, not a curated record. The transcript has 3 exons. Lineage: Eukaryota; Fungi; Ascomycota; Eurotiomycetes; Eurotiales; Trichocomaceae.